Molecule: messenger RNA, 882 nt
Organism: Apiotrichum porosum
Lineage: Eukaryota; Fungi; Basidiomycota; Tremellomycetes; Trichosporonales; Trichosporonaceae
Exons: 4
Coding region: 1-882 (293 amino acids)
Biological process (GO): carbohydrate metabolic process
Molecular function (GO): aldehyde-lyase activity; zinc ion binding
Source: RefSeq, a predicted model, not a curated record
AUGUCUGGCCUCAGCAACAACCGCACCCUCCAAAUCCUCCGCAAGGCAGAGGACGAAAAGUAUGGUAUCCUCGCCCAAGUCGUCUACGAUGCAGGCCAAGCACUCGCCUUUGUGCGCGCCAUGGAGGCCAAGCGCUCGCCAGGCAUCCUCCAGAUGUUCCCCGUGACUGUCCAGCAGCUCGGCGGCUCGUUCCUCAAGUACUGUGUCGACAUUGCCCACAGUGCAUCCGUCCCAAUUUCGGUCCACCUCGACCACGCGACUGAUGACGCCGCUCUCCAGUUCGUCCUCGGCCUCGCGGACCAGGGUAUCAAGUUUGACAGUAUCAUGGUCGACGCCAGCCACGCCGACACGGACGAGGAGAACAUUGCCAUUGCCGUGCCCUACAUUAAGCGCUGCAACGACCACGGUAUCGCAACCGAGGUCGAGCUCGGCCGUCUCGAGGGUGGCGAGGCUGGUUUGCGUGAGAUUACCGGUGCCAUGCUCACCGACCCAUCAAAGGCAGAAGCGUUCAUGAAGGCGACUGGUGCCGACAUUCUCGCGCCCUCCAUCGGCAACCUCCACGGCUCGUACAAGUUUGUCGCUGGCGGUCCCAACUUUAGGCAAGAGAUCCUCAAGGACCUCCAGUCGCGCUUCGCCGGCCGUACGCCGUACGUGUGUCUCCACGGCACCGACGAGAUUUCAGACGACCUCUUCCGCGAGUGUGUGCGCAACGGCGUGACAAAGGUCAACGUCAACUCGUGGCUCCGUGACCCCUAUGUCGACGCGCUGGCCACGGGCCUCAAGACCAAGAUCAUGCCCGAGGCGAUCGACGACGCGCUGAAUGCGUUCCAGAAGGAGGGAGAGCGGUUCUGUGACCUUUUGGGCAGCACGAACAAGGGAUGA